AUGAAUACAACAAUAGCAACAACAACAGCAGCAACAACAAUAGAUGAGAAUUACGAAUUUAGAGCCUUGACAGACCUUCAAAAGAAGCUGUUGGCAAUUCUUCCAAUUCCAUCGUCUCUGUUGAGCAUAUUCGGCUCAUCCAUCAUUAUUGUCACGGUGUGGAAGGUGCGAAAGCAAAAGGCAUGGAUUCCGUAUCAGCGUUUGUUGCUGGCCAUGAGUGUGUGUGAUAUUGUAUCCUCAUUGACGCUGGCCGUUGGGGCCUUUUUGUAUCCACAAGAAACCUCUGACAAAGUAUGGGUCAUUGGAAACGAUGCUUCCUGUUCCGCCAUUGGUUUUCUCAAUCAAAUAAGCUAUUCAGGGACACUGUACAAUGGUUUUCUCAGCUUUUACUUUUUGUUCACGGCCCGGUUUGGAAUGAAGAAUCGACAGAUUGAGAAACGAAUAGAACCUGCCAUGCACCUCUUUGCCAUUGGGUUUCCCAUCAUUACGGCCUUGGUCGGCCUCGUUAUGGACUUUUAUGCGGAACCUGAGGUUGGGAUUGGAUGCUGGGUCAAUCGAUGGCCAAAACAAUGUGGGGAAGGUCCAGAUGGUACUGGGGAAGAGUGCCAAUCACCAAUGAUCGCUUGGGUAUUCGGUGCUUGGAUUGCACUAUUUGUAUUGGGGGCCCUCAUUGUCAACAAUGCUGUGAUUUGGGUCUUUGUGCACCAACGGACGAGGGGUAAUGUCCACCACCACCACCACCACCAAGGGGCAAUUAGAAAAGUACCAUCGCAAAAAUUAGAUAGACAUGACGAGACAAGUGAUUCCAACUCGCAUCACUCCGAUGAUGAGGAAACCAGAACCAGUGGGAGGAAUAGUCAAAUGGGGUUGCUUUCAAUGGCGUCGUCCUUUCGUACGCUGAACAGUACCGGUCGGGGGUCAGCUGGGAAUCUCAGCGUAUCCACAGCAGCGCAGCAACGAGAAAUUCAAGCGACACAAAGCAAACGUUUGAAAUUGGUGGGAUCCCAAGCCUUUUUGUUUGUGGGAUGUUACUUUGUGUCGAAUAUUUGGACCUACGUGUUACGGUUGUACGAAUCCCGGACGACGGAUUACAUUGAAGAAAAGGAACUUCCCUACUCCUAUUAUUCCAUAUUGGUAACCCAAGCCGUCUUGCUGCCACUGCAAGGGCUGUUCAACAUGAUGGUCUUUAUUCGACCAAAGUAUUUGCGUUUGCGGUCCGAAAACCCAUCCGAAUCGAAAUGGGCAAUUGUGCAUCGAGUCAUUUUUGGGGAGGCCGCGAGAAGUGGUAAUAAUAGUGCCGAUUUUGCCGAACGGUUCACUGGACAACGGUUGGAUGUAAAUGUUAACAAGGCUCCACUUGCGAAUAAGGGCGUCUCAUCACUCACCAUUACUAGUGAAGUCGUUCCGCAGCAGGCCACUACUGAGAAUAAUGCUACCGAAGCUAAUGUUGUGAGUGGAACAACAAAUAAGCCAGUUCGAUCCGUUGGUUACGGACUAGAUGCCAUUUUGGAAACUUCGGAGCGUGGAGAAUCAUCGAGCUUGAAAGCAAGCAUGCGCAGUGAAACAAGCCCCAGAAGCAACAAGGUGCCUCGGAUACUGACCACUACAACCAGAACUGGAACUGGAACUGGAAUUGGAAUCGAACACAAGCAGCAACGGCAUCAGCCAAGUCUGACGGCAAAAGCAACAACGAUGCAAGAAGAGGCGCAGAGUCGGUCUUCCGAGUCGUCAAUAUUCAUGCAGGGUACCGGAUGGAGUGACAGCCUCGACUCGAUGCCAUCCUCCAGAUCCUUGAAAGUGGAACCCAUUAUCCCGGAGGGUAGCGUGCCAAAUAUCUCAUCAGCAGCAGCCACAAUGCACACUAGUUGGAGUGAUAGCCUCGGUUCCAUGCCAUCCUCCAGGUCAUUGACAACUGGAGCCAGCAACCGAUCUAUAUCAGAUGGUUCUAUUCCAAACAUCGCAGCGGCGCGAAUGCACACAGGGUGGAGUUCCAGUUCCGAUGGUAACAAAGGAAUGGCAUCGAUUCAGGGGACUGGGUCCAAGAUUGAGAUCUCUGGCGAGUUGGAAUCACCCACCACGAAUCGUUCUCCCCGUGUGUCAGCUUCUUCCUAUCCAUCGUUUCUUCAUACUGGAUGGAGCUCCAGUGUAGAAUCCAUGCCUGUCUCUGAAGAUGGUGGGCGAGUGAACACUCGGACAUCCAUGAAUGUGGACGCCAAGCGCAAACAGUUGGUGGAAAUGCAAUUCGUGGACGAAAGUGACGCUUCUUCCACCGACAGCAAAGACGACAAUGACAGACCACAUAGUAGUUCGCUGGAUUUACAGGACUCGAAACAAAUCGACCAUGAUCAUGCCCCCAGCGAUGCUACGGCUGCUACGGCUGCUGCUGGAAGCAAAACUUGCGGUGAUGCUGAAGGCAAAGCUGCAGCAAUCCAAGAGGAAGAUGUCCGCAUGAGCUUCUUGAUGCCAACGGGAUGGAGUCUUGAUAACAUGCCACUCUGCACCGAAGAAGAAGAAGAAACCACAAAUAAGCCUAGAUCUUCUCGAGAGACUCCUACUGGUACAGAACAACCAUCUGUAACGGCGAUUUUGAUGGAUGGUUCCUUCCGAAGCCUAUAG
This is a messenger RNA of Cylindrotheca closterium, 2616 nucleotides long. NCBI's taxonomy places the organism in Eukaryota, Bacillariophyta, Bacillariophyceae, Bacillariales, Bacillariaceae. The record is from the annotation of a GenBank genome assembly.